AUGGCGACUGGUAAGUUGUUUUAUCUUUAUUUUUGUAAUUUUAGGUAUGUUAAGAAGUUUUUAAAAUCUAAAGCAUAGUAAAGUAUUGCUUCAUUCAAGAGAGUUGUUGUUUUUUGUUUAUGUUUUAUCUAGGCGUAUAAAUUAAUAUUUUGGCUGUCAAUUCAACUUUUUCUAACCGAAAUUUUAAGGAUUCAGUAAGGUCUUUUAAAUAAGAAUGUUUUAGUUGAUAUUCCACGCAAUUUUCGUCUGUUAGAAGAGCUGGAAGAAGGUCAGAAAGGCAACAAAGACAGCAAUAUUUCAUGGGGCCUUGAAGAUGAUGAUGAUAUGACUUUGACUCGCUGGAGCGGCAUGGUGUUGGGUCCACCAAGAGUAAGUUUUAUAUUUGGUCAUUACAUGUAUGCUAUUUUUUGUGCUGUUAGGUGUACUGACUGGAUUGUUAUAGAUUCAUUAAUGUUAAAUACUAUUGGAAACUUGUCGAUUUUAUAUCGUUAUGACAUUUUGAUGUAAUUUAUUGUUUUAGACUCCGUUUGAAACGAGGAUAUACAAUUUGCGAAUUGAAUGCGGGCCAAAUUAUCCAAAAGAGCCACCAACUGUACGCUUCACCACUAAAAUCAACAUCAAUGGAGUAAAUCCACAAACUGGAGUUGUAAGUUUAAUUCAUUUAUUCGGAAAAGAAUUUAUUUUAACACCAUGUGUGUUUGUAGAAAAAACGAUUUUUAUAUUCUUGAUGUAAAACUUUAUAUUCUGGCUUGAUUUCUAUUUUUUGAUCUUUGUUAAAUUUAUAUUGUUGUAGAUUGACAAACGCUACGUACCAUCACUCCGCCAAUGGACCAACACAUGCUACAUCAAAACCAUCCUGGACGAUAUCCGCCGGCACAUGAUGGCUAGCAAAGAGAAUGCCAAGUUGUCCCAACCGCCAGAGGGCACUACUUUCUAA
Messenger RNA from Bursaphelenchus okinawaensis, 937 nucleotides. Lineage: Eukaryota; Metazoa; Nematoda; Chromadorea; Rhabditida; Aphelenchoididae. The record is from the annotation of a GenBank genome assembly.